Sphenostylis stenocarpa is the source of this 597-nucleotide messenger RNA. NCBI's taxonomy places the organism in Eukaryota, Viridiplantae, Streptophyta, Magnoliopsida, Fabales, Fabaceae. The record is from the annotation of a GenBank genome assembly.
AUGGGGUUGACAUUCACCAAGCUUUUCAGUCGGCUUUUUGCCAAGAAGGAAAUGCGAAUUCUGAUGGUUGGUCUUGAUGCCGCUGGUAAGACCACCAUCCUGUACAAGCUCAAACUUGGAGAGAUCGUUACCACUAUUCCUACCAUUGGGUUCAAUGUGGAAACUGUGGAGUACAAGAAUAUUAGCUUCACUGUUUGGGAUGUUGGUGGCCAAGACAAGAUUCGCCCUUUGUGGAGGCACUACUUCCAAAACACACAGGGUCUGAUAUUUGUUGUUGACAGUAAUGACAGGGACAGAGUUGUUGAGGCAAGAGAUGAGUUGCACAGGAUGUUGAACGAGGAUGAACUGAGAGAUGCAGUAUUGCUUGUAUUUGCUAACAAACAAGAUCUCCCCAAUGCAAUGAAUGCUGCUGAAAUUACUGACAAGCUGGGUCUUCACUCUCUCAGACAGCGCCACUGGUACAUCCAGAGCACCUGUGCAACCUCUGGGGAGGGUCUUUAUGAGGGUUUGGACUGGCUUUCCAACAACAUAGCCAACAAGGUAGCUACUGAUUUCUUUUUUGCUUCUUUCAUGAUUAGCAUUGGGCAAUAUUAUUAA